Molecule: messenger RNA, 1269 nt
Organism: Tripterygium wilfordii
Lineage: Eukaryota; Viridiplantae; Streptophyta; Magnoliopsida; Celastrales; Celastraceae
Product: annexin D1
Exons: 5
Coding region: 84-1034 (316 amino acids)
Cellular component (GO): cytoplasm
Molecular function (GO): calcium-dependent phospholipid binding; calcium ion binding
Source: RefSeq, a predicted model, not a curated record
CACUCGCUGCUUCCUCACAUUCCAUUCACUCACUCACACACUCGCCCUUUCGUUUCCGCGUCUGCAACCUACAGAGACCAAAAAUGUCGACUCUCUCGGUUCCUGAGCCUGUGCCUUCUGUGACUGAAGACUGUGAGCAACUGAGGAAAGCCUUUUCAGGAUGGGGAACUAAUGAGGGAUUAAUCAUCUCCAUUUUGGCACAUAGAAAUGCUGCUCAAAGGAAGUUGAUUCGAGAAACAUAUGCUGCAACUCAUGGAGAAGAUCUCCUGAAAGCACUGGAGAAGGAACUUACUAAUGACUUUGAGAGGGCAAUAUUGCUUUGGACUCUUGAUCCUGCUGAGCGUGAUGCACUUUUGGCUAAUGAGGCAACUAAGAGGUGGACUUCAAGCAAUCAAGUUCUCAUGGAAAUAGCCUGCACAAGGUCUUCCAAUCAAUUGCUUUUGGCAAGGCAGGCAUACCAUGCUCGUUACAAGAAGUCCCUUGAAGAGGAUGUUGCCCAUCACACAACCGGAGAUUUCUGCAAGCUUUUGUUCCCUCUUGUGAGCUCAUAUCGGUAUGAGGGAGAUGAGGUGAACAUGACUCUGGCAAAAUCAGAGGCUAAGAUUCUCCAUGAGAAGAUUUCAGAGAAGGCUUAUAGUCAUGAAGAUGUGAUCAGGAUUUUGGCUACGAGGAGCAAAUCACAGAUUAAUGCUACCCUUAACCACUACAAAAAUGAAUAUGGAAAUGAUAUCAACAAGGACUUGAAAACUGAUCCCAAGGAUGAGUUUCUUGCACUACUGAGGGCCACAGUUAAGUGCUUGGUUAGGCCAGAGAAGUAUUUUGAGAAGGUUAUUCGUCUUGCAAUCAACAGGCAAGGAACUGAUGAAGGUGCUCUCACUAGAGUUGUCACUUCGAGAGCAGAGGUUGACAUGAAAAUCAUAGCAGAAGAGUACCACCGAAGGAGCAGUGUUCCUCUGGAUCGUGCUAUCGUCAAGGACACAACUGGAGACUAUGAAAAGAUGCUCUUGGCACUGAUAGGGCAUGGAGACAAUUGAGUUAGUCCUUUCAUUGACUAGCUAUUCUAUUAUGAGGCUACUUAUCUGGUUUUAAUGAUAAUCUUACUAUUAAGGUGUCCUUUUUAUAUUUGGUUUGAACUCAUUUCGUGUGUUUUAAGGGUUGCCAUAUGCGGUUUCUUUCAUUGAGUGCUAUGAUACCGACUCUGAGAGCUUAUAAUUUACCAUAUUAAUAAAAAUAAUGUACUCGUUUAGAGUUGCAGAUAUUGCUACUUGC